GGAAUAAACCAGUUCGAUUACUAGCUAGCUACCGGUAGCUAAAUUUUGCCACCGGUAAGCGAGACGAAAGACUGCUUUCGGUUUGAGUCCGUUCUCUACCUGGGUUCCCAGAUCGGAUUCGAUUUGAUUCGAGUGAACAAAUCCUUGCUGUAUCGCUCCGCCUCUCAUCUCACAACCUUCAGAACCCGUCCUUUAGAAAGACAAGUUUCCUCUCUCCCUUUCUUUGGCAACCAUACCGGUACCAUGCAGCUCCCAGCAAACCAACAGCAAUCUCCCUUGAGGAGCUCUCGUGUCGGCACCCGUGGUCUCCGCAGCAAGUUGGGGACCAGUGGCAAUUCGGGCCACCAAAAGUCGCGCGCUCGAGUCAACAAUUUGGAUCAAUUGUUGAAGAAUGAGAGCACUCGCGGCGGCAGCACGGCGCAAGAGCCUUCCACGAAUUUGUUGCACAGCAGUAUUUCGCAAUUGCACAACAGCAGUAUUUCUCAAAUGAACAGCAGCAGUCGAUCCUUGAUGCACAGCAGCAGUCGGUCUUUGAUGCAGAGCAGUCAUCACACACGCGGCCGCGGAGGAAUUCCAACGGUGCCGUCGCUGGGUCGUCCUUCCAAGCAGGGUUCGUUGCUCGGAGAUGAAGAUGAUUCGGGACACUCGUCGGUGGAGUUUGAUCCUCGUGGCGGUCCUAUGAAUUUGUACGGUCGACGGGAACCCGGCAUGGACGAUUCACAAUCGACCUUUUGCUACGACCAUGAAGACGAUUAUGUUUCGGCAGCGCAGCCACCACAACCACCCAGCGAGCACCACGCAGCUGCUCCUCCUGCAGCAGCAGCGACUGCCACUACAGAGCACAAGACGUUGGAAGAAUUAACCUCGCAAGCGCAGGACAAGCACCAACAACAGGACGACGAAAACUACGAAAUGGAAAUUGCACCCGGUUUUUACGUUCCCUUUCGUGGUGCCAACGAAGUGUGGAGAGCUGUCGACAACAACAGCACUUUGGAAUGCAUUUGUUUGGAGUGCGGAGUGGAACUGGUCUCCGUGGCAGACUGUGAACACGUCGUUUGCCCCGAGGAAAACUGUCGCAUGGUCAAUCCUGUCUUUGAACAUCCUCCCGGUGUCACUCAGGUUUACGGUGCCGGGCUUGGUUUCAAAAAGGAUUGGUUGCUCCAGGAAAAGAGACGACGACGCUCGGCUCUUUGCCGCUAAAUUCUCUGGGGAAAUACAGAUGCCUGGCCUUUUUUUCAUAUUUUUCAAUCAUUCCCUCUCGCUGUGGACCUCAUCAGAAAUGAAAUCAUUGCAUCUUGUUGCAUACACUGUAAAUUCACAAUAAUACUAACAAAAAGAAAAAGCAAGCAAAGCUCAAACAGACACUAUGUUUUGCUGCGCUACAUUGGAAAACCAGCCCACUCACUGGCUAAGAGAGAGGAAGAGCUAGCUAGAAACUCGAAAACGAAGAUCAACGGGCCGCCCUCGGCUUGGAGCCGUCUAGAUUAUUUUUGGCCGUCAUUGCCAUAUCCGGCUAGAAGAGCGGCCGAGAUUGAACACGUUGCUUGGUAAACGUCCACUACUACAAGUAAACAACUCCAUUGGAACCGGUAUAAUAGAGCUACCGGUACCGGUACUGUACUUCAUGUAUCAUCCAGGUCCAGUCCAGGUCCAGAAUCAAACCAUGCUAAAGCGCGCGAUGUCUGUUGCCAACCAAGUUCCCAUCAUAGACCCAAGCGUUCACCCCAGCCGCAACCAUUGGGCUUCAAUCGGAACACACUUGGUUGUCUUCACCAGUUCAGCCCCCAAUACUCCAAUGGAACGGUUAUGCAUGUACAAAACCAUAAUACAGUACUAGUACUACCAGUAGGUACGCAUUAAUGCAAACGUUGACUUCGGCUAGCUAACAACGGUAUAACCGGCUUGCCACAACAUACUAGCUAGUACUACAUGUAGCUUUCAUCUGGCUAGUACAGUUCACAAAUCCUUCCGAAUGUUGGUUGCCGAUUACUUAGCAAACCAACGUGUACCGUACUAGUAACACAAAGGCAGCUCAGAUACCAAGUACAUGUAGACUAACAACAAUGGUCCCAUUGUUGAUCCAAUCUUGUCAACCCGGUUCCACACGUAAGUCACAUAGUAUUUUGUUGUCCACCCUACCCUUCCUUUUCUCUCCCUGGCCUCGUCUGCUACAUGUACGUCAAAAGUUGACUGACUGGUACUAGCUAGUACAGCUGUAAACUAUGGC
This is a messenger RNA of Seminavis robusta, 2227 nucleotides long. The record is from the annotation of a GenBank genome assembly. NCBI's taxonomy places the organism in Eukaryota, Bacillariophyta, Bacillariophyceae, Naviculales, Naviculaceae.